Molecule: messenger RNA, 2590 nt
Organism: Fopius arisanus
Lineage: Eukaryota; Metazoa; Arthropoda; Insecta; Hymenoptera; Braconidae
Gene: HDAC3
Product: histone deacetylase 3
Exons: 2
Coding region: 344-1645 (433 amino acids)
Cellular component (GO): nucleus
Molecular function (GO): histone deacetylase activity
Source: RefSeq, a predicted model, not a curated record
GGGAAAUUUAUAAUCUAUUAUAUAAAUUGAUAUUUACUCGAAAAAGCCACAAAAAUCAAAAAUCCUUUUAAUACUUCUUCUCUUCACCGCGGAAGUCGCUGUUCGUGAGCUGGAGAAAAAAAACCGAAAAAAAAAUAAACGAGAAACAACCGGAAAAAAAAUGACAACAGCGUCUUGGCCACCAGCGUCUGCCUCCUAGUGUAAAAAUCCAUCAAACCAUUAACAACACAGUGUCGAGGCAAUCCAGAGAUCGACGAAAAAAUCCAGAGUUUGAAGAAAUAGUUGAACGUCCCAGUAAAUCCGAUGAUGAAGUGACAUCGACUAGUUUAACCUCUCCACCAAGAUGUCCUACAACAAAAAGGUCUCGUACUUCUACAACCCUGACGUGGGCAAUUUCCAUUAUGGUCCAGGUCAUCCGAUGAAGCCCCACAGACUUUCAGUGAUUCAUUCACUAGUUCUUAAUUAUGGGCUUCACAAAAAAAUGCAGAUUUACCGUCCAUAUCGUGCAAGUACCCACGACAUGUGUAGAUUUCAUUCGGACGAAUACGUGGAUUUUCUCCAACGAGUCACACCCCAGAAUCUCCAAGCUUACACCAAGUACUUGAGUCAUUUCAACGUUGGAGAUGAUUGUCCAGUUUUCGAGGGACUUUUUGACUUCUGCUCGAUGUACACUGGAGCAUCUUUGGAAGGUGCUACUAAGCUCAAUAAUAAUUGCUGUGAUAUCGCUGUCAACUGGAGUGGAGGACUGCAUCAUGCCAAGAAGUUCGAGGCCUCUGGCUUCUGCUACAUCAAUGAUAUCGUCAUAGCUAUUCUAGAGCUCUUGAAGUAUCAUGCCAGAGUCUUGUACAUUGAUAUUGAUGUUCAUCAUGGAGAUGGGGUCCAGGAGGCGUUUUAUUUGACUGACAGGGUCAUGACUGUGUCUUUUCACAAGUAUGGAAACUACUUUUUCCCUGGAACUGGGGAUAUGUAUGAGAUUGGAGCUGAGAGUGGCAGGUAUUACUCUGUUAAUGUGCCCUUGAAAGAGGGCAUUGAUGAUGCGAGUUAUGUACAGGUAUUCAAGCCAGUGAUUUCCCACGUGAUGGAGUUUUUUCAGCCAACGGCAAUAGUCCUGCAAUGUGGGGCAGACUCCCUCGCGAAUGAUCGACUCGGUUGUUUCAGUCUGAGUACAAAAGGCCACGGAGAAUGCGUAAAAUUCGUUCGAGACCUGAACGUCCCGUUAUUAACGGUUGGAGGAGGUGGAUACACUCUGAGAAACGUUGCAAGAUGCUGGACCUACGAGACAUCUCUCCUCCUCGAUGAACAAAUCAGCAAUGAACUUCCUUACACAGAAUACCUAGAGUACUUUGCUCCUGACUUUACACUUCAUCCUGAGGUCGUCACGAGGCAGGAUAAUGCCAACAGCAAACAAUACCUUGAGGCUAUCACGAGACAUGUUUAUGAUAAUCUCAAAAUGGUCCAGCAUUCUCCUUCUGUGCAGAUGCAGGAUGUACCUUGUGAUGCACUACCACCUGAGGACGACAGGCAACCGGAACCUGAUCCUGAUUCCAGGCAUAAUACUCAGGAUACUGAUAAAAUCAUUGAGCCUGCUAAUGAGUAUUACGCGGGGGACAAGGAUCAGGAUAAAAUGGAUGUGUCUGAGUCGUGAUUUUAACGGAUUUUAGGGGCCUGGAGUCAGUUUCGUGGUUGCGUGGAGGAAAGAAAUGAGUGGCACAGUUUUUUUUUGGCAGUUCAGUUUGAAAGAAUGCAAUAAGUCAAUUUUAUUCUAAGAUUUGUUUCUUUUUUGGUAGAUACAUCUAUCGACAACUAAAAAGAGAGAAUUUUUAAAAAGUCCUUUUGCGAAAAAACACCUCACAAAAAUUUCGAUAUGGCUGUUAGUUUUGGAGAUACCUAUCAAUGUUUUUUGCAAUUGACUUGUGCCAUUUUAUUCCUUCUUUUCUGGUCUAUUGUUAUUCGAAGAAUUAUUGGGUUCAGCGGAGAUAAUUGUUUACGAAAAUUAAUUUACGGAAAGCUUUACGGUUUUCUCUUAUGACUUGCAAAUUUUGAUCAUGUUCAUUUUAAUGACGUGCCAGCACAAACAUUUUAGCCUUUUCCUUUUUAUGGGACAAUUGUUUACUCGGAAUAUCCUUCUGAUUUUUUUUACAUCUCUUCCUCCAAUAAUUGCAAGAUAAUCUACAAUCAGUUCUUGACUCAUCUCAGGUUAUUUGCCAGUGAAUUCUGUACAUAAUUUUCUACUUUUUAUUUUGAGAAUCUUUCAUUCAAUGUAAAUAAUAUGAAUUUUGAGAGAUGUUUUAUUGUAACUACAAAUAAAAUAAUUGAGACGAUUUUUAAAAAAAAUGUGAGAUAAUUAUCUGGCAAAUCUAUUAAUUAAUAAAUAUGGAUUGAUCCUCCAAUCCAAUUUCUGAACCACUUAAUCAAAAUUAGAAAUCCCAGUUAAUGAUUAAAAUUAAAAGUUGUAGAAAAUCUCUGGUAAUGUGAAAGUAACAUCAAAACUUUUAUAAUUUUUUUAAAGUCAUUUAUAGUCAAGACAAAAUUUAUUGGACAGACCAUUUUCUUUAAACUAUCAAAUCACUUCUUUAAGUUAUCAAAUUCU